UGGAAUUGGGAUCGGGAUCUCUGCGCAUUCCCCUUCUGGCCCUGACGCUGGGGUUCUCCGUUGCUGUCCUGGGACUGGGUUUGGGAUCGGGAUUGGAAUUGGGAUCGGGAUCAGGCUCUCCACAUGUUCCCCUCCCCCUGCUGGGGGUUCUCCGUUGCUGUCCCUGCACCGGCAGCGGGGUCGGGAAAUUCCUCCGGGAUAAAUCCCUUACACAAGAGGCUCCCGCCAUCAAUGGCUCCCUUCAGGCCGGCUCCGGGCUCUCCUCAUUUUCCCGGAUAAUCCCCGGAGCUCGGAGCUCUGAGAUUUGUUGGGAAGAGAGGAGGGAAAAGCAGGAAAGGCCUGAGGUGACCGUUCAUGGGGGAGCGAGGGAUCCCACAGGGGUUUGGGAACAAAAUCCCACUUUAUUCCCACUUUCCCAUACCAACACCACACAUUCCGUAUGCCGGCGCGGGUUUGGGAAUUCCUGUCGGGAUAUGCCCGGGAUGAGGGAGUGGCCAGGGCAGCUCUGCCACCCCAAAUCCAUCCGUUAUCCCCAGAUUUCCGGGAAAAGCUAUUACAGGAAGUACCUCAAGGCCCUGCUGUCCAAGCGGGACCGGAAAGGGAGCUCCGUCAAGAUUGAUGAGAGCCUCGGCUCCCGGAUCCGCUCCUACCUGCUCUCCUACAUCUACAUUCCCGAGGAAG
Messenger RNA from Zonotrichia albicollis (white-throated sparrow), 681 nucleotides. The record is from RefSeq and is a predicted model, not a curated record. NCBI's taxonomy places the organism in Eukaryota, Metazoa, Chordata, Aves, Passeriformes, Passerellidae.